AUGAUCGGGUGGAAAGACUUGCUGCCCCGUACGCGCUCGGGAGACUCUACCAGGCAACCGAUGCACGUGAAAUGGAGAAGCUCGGAUACUUUCGCGCUUGCCACAGUCACUGCUGCUGUGUUUACUGAUAUGUUCCUCUACGGUGUAAUCGUACCAAUCUUGCCUUAUGCUUUGACGACUAGAUCUGGAGUGGCGGGGGAUGAUGCAAUAUUUGCCUAUAUGGCAGACCGCCUGUCUUCCCGACGAACGCCGCUCCUCGUUGGAUUAGUGGCACUUGCUGGGGGCACCGUCAUGCUUUGCGUGGGGAAUUCCGUCACUUUACUCGUUAUCGGCCGUAUUCUCCAAGGAGCGUCUGCGGCAGACGUUUGGGCUGUAGGGCUCGCUUUACUCAACGACACAGUGGGAUCAAAACGAAUAGGGCACGCAUUUGGGUAUAUCGGGCUGGGCAUGAGUGCUGCCAACCUACUCUCGCCUCUAUUAGGUGGUGUCGUUUAUGAGCACGCUGGAUAUAUAGCAGCUUACUUUAUCCCGUUCGCUUUGAUCGGCGUUGAUAUUGUCUUUCGACUUUUGCUCAUCGAACGCCGCGACACUCCGCAGCGCAUGGUUUCGGACAACAACCCCAAUCUGGAUUCCGACCACGCUACCAGUAAGCCAUGCGGCAUGACAACGCCGACCACGAUAGAUAUUAGCGACUGUCAUCGCCCGAAUCAAGCUAUACAGGAGUCCCUAGCAAGGUCUCCACCAGUACCAACAAGGAGAGAACGUUCUGGUAUGUACGGCAUGCUAUACAUGCUGACCUCAAAGCAUAUUUUGGUUGCUUUGGCUGGGAACCUCAUUGGUGGACUCCUCUUCUCUGCGUUUGAUGCAGUACUUCCACUGUUUGUCUCCGAAUCAUUCGAGUGGAAGUCUACAAAUGCUGGGCUUGUAUUUCUGCCUUUGGUGUUGCCUUCUGCUCUGGGGCCGCUAAUAGGCAAAACCGUAGACAGGUAUGGAUCCAAGUGGGUUGUUACUGCUGGAUUCAUCACCUUUGCGGCUUUUGUUAUACCUCUCCGUGCCGUUACCGAGAAUACUCUUGGGCACAAGGUUCUUCUUUGCGCCUUGCUUACAGGCAUUGGGUGUAGCAUUCCUCUUAUGCUGCCCCCACUGAUGGCCGAUGUAGCAAAGUCACUUACAAUUGAAGAGGAGCGCGACCCAGACAGAUACGGGUCGGUGGGACCUUAUUCUCGGGGCUUUGCCCUGUUGAAUAUGUUCUAUUCCUGCGGAAAUAUACUCGGUCCAGUCAUUGCAGGCUUGGUUAAAGAGCUAGCAGGUUGGAAAGUGGAAACACUUGCAAUGGGAAUAGUGGCAUUGGUAACUGCCCCAUUGAUGGCGGCACUGGUGGGCGGUAAUCUUCUAUAA
Molecule: messenger RNA, 1398 nt
Organism: Clonostachys solani
Lineage: Eukaryota; Fungi; Ascomycota; Sordariomycetes; Hypocreales; Bionectriaceae
Source: the annotation of a GenBank genome assembly